Messenger RNA from Salvelinus fontinalis (brook trout), 10598 nucleotides. RefSeq names its product serine/threonine-protein kinase TAO1-like. The transcript has 21 exons. The record is from RefSeq and is a predicted model, not a curated record. Lineage: Eukaryota; Metazoa; Chordata; Actinopteri; Salmoniformes; Salmonidae. Gene Ontology annotation, biological process: protein phosphorylation; execution phase of apoptosis. Bases 701 to 3718 code for a protein of 1005 amino acids. Gene Ontology annotation, molecular function: ATP binding; protein kinase activity.
AGGAUUCAGGGAGGAUUCAGAUUGCGGAUCUUGGCUGGAUGUUUCGCAGGGGGAUAGCUAGCACGGAGAGAAGGGUACAGUAACUUCAGCACCCACCCGGGGGUAAACAGCGACAAGGACACCCAAGUGCGGCACACUAAUCGUUUUAGUCGGAACUAGGGCUGACUGUCGCGUUUCAGUUUUAACAGUUGUGGAUGUUUGUACAUAUUUUGCCCUAUGAUUGUCACUGUAGUAAGGAGGUGAAUUCUCGCCGCCGCCAUCUUUGGAAACUGAUUGGGAGGAGUGGACAACUUCGUUGGCUGACUCGUUUAUUACCCAGCUAUUGGUAGUUGUUUUCAGGGCCUCGACUGGCCUUACUGUACACACAUUACACUUGUUUUUCGGUUGACCAAACACAACGAAUCGGCAUCGUACAACCUGGAAAAGGCUAGCUAACAAAACUCCAAUCUGUGCUCCACCUCCAGACUCGAGUCAGUUUGUUGCGUCCUUCCCUGCCUUGUUGGACAUUUGCUCCCGUUAUUCUACCUGAACCUGGCCUCUGACAGGUGCCCGUCCUCCGGCCCCUCUGGCUCCUCCCCACUGGCAGAUGAGUUGUCACCUGCUCUGGCGUAGACCCAGCUGCGCUCCAACGGCCAGAUAGUCUGCUGGCCCCACCCCCUUUCCCCAACCUGCCGGGAGACAGCAAACUACAUUACCCAGCAUGCCAUCCACUGUGCGGGCGGGCAGUCUGAAGGACCCGGAUGUAGCCGAGCUGUUCUUCAAGGAAGACCCUGAGAAACUGUUCUCUGACCUCAGAGAGAUAGGUCAUGGCAGCUUUGGAGCAGUCUACUUUGCGCGGGAUGUGCGAACUACGGAGGUGGUGGCCAUCAAGAAGAUGUCCUACAGCGGGAAGCAGUCCAACGAGAAAUGGCAGGACAUCAUAAAAGAGGUGAAAUUUCUCCAGAGGAUUCAACAUCCCAACAGCAUAGAGUACAAGGGCUGCUACCUACGAGAAAACACAGCAUGGCUGGUGAUGGAGUACUGUCUGGGCUCCGCUUCUGAUGUUCUAGAAGUUCAUAAAAAUCCCCUUCAGGAAAUGGAGAUCGCUGCCAUUACCCACGGUGCUUUGCAGGGGUUGGCCUACCUUCACUCCCACAACAUGAUUCACAGAGACAUCAAGGCUGGUAACAUCCUCCUGACGGAGCCAGGGCAGGUCAAGCUAGCUGACUUUGGCUCUGCCUCCAUUGCCUCGCCAGCCAACUCCUUUGUGGGGACUCCAUAUUGGAUGGCCCCAGAAGUGAUCUUGGCCAUGGACGAGGGCCAGUAUGACGGGAAGGUGGACGUCUGGUCCCUGGGGAUCACAUGUGUAGAACUAGCGGAGAGGAAGCCUCCUCUGUUCAAUAUGAACGCUAUGAGUGCCUUAUACCACAUAGCGCAGAAUGAGAGCCCUACGCUGCAGUCCAGCGACUGGACGGAUUACUUUAGAAACUUUGUUGAUUCCUGCCUUCAGAAAAUCCCCCAGGAUAGACCCAAGUCUGACCAUCUACUAAACCAUGCGUUUGUCCAACGAGAGCGUCCAGACUCUGUUCUGAUGGAUCUGAUCCUGAGGACCAAAGAGGCGGUCAGGGAGCUGGACAACCUGCAGUACCGUAAGAUGAAGAAGAUCCUGUUCCAGGAGGCUCACAACGGACCACAGGCUGAGACACAGGACGGAGACCAGGAGGUGGAGCACGGUGCAGGUCGUACAGACACAGUGAACAGUGUGGGCAGUAACCAGUCCAUCCCCAGUAUGUCUAUCAGCUCCCAGAGCAGCUCAGUCAACAGUCUGAAUGAAGCAGCACAGGACGACCGCAGUGAACUGGACCUGAUGGAGGGAGACCACACGGUCAUGUCCAACAGCUCUGUCAUACACCUCAAACUGGAGGAAGAGGAGGGUUACCAUGGUGACCCAGAGGUGCAGGGCCAUCCCACAGAGCCCCCGGCCGCUCAACCCCCAAGGAAACACUACAGAGAACGCAACAGAGAACACUUCGCUACCAUACGCACUGCCUCACUGGUGACUCGUGAGAUGCAGGAGCACGAGCAGGACAGUGAGCUGAGGGAGCAGAUGUCUGGUUAUAAGAGGAUGAGGCGGCAGCACCAGAAACAUCUGAUGGGUCUGGAGAACAAGCUGAAGGCUGAGAUGGAUGAGCAUCGUCUCCGUCUGGACAAAGAGCUGGAGAGCCAGAGGAACAGCUUCGCCCAGGAGAUAGAGAAACUGGUCAAGAGACACCAGGCUGCUAUGGAGAAAGAUGCAAAGACAUUUAACAACGAUGAGAAGAAGUUCCAGCAGCACAUUCAGGUCCAGCAGAAGAAAGAACUCAGCAGCUUCCUGGAGUCUCAGAAACGAGAGUACAAACUUCGCAAGGAGCAGCUUAAAGAGGAGUUGAAUGAGAACCAGUCAACGCCUAAGAAGGAGAAGCAGGAGUGGCUGUCCAAGCAGAAGGAGAACAUCCAGCACUUCCAGGCUGAGGAGGAAGCCAACUUGUUGAGGAGACAGCGGCAGUACCUGGAGCUGGAGUGUCGACGCUUCAAACGGAGGAUACUCAUUGCCAGGCACAACGUGGAGCAGGACCUGGCACGAGAGGAGUUGAAUAAGCGUCAGACCCAGAAGGACUUGGAGCAUGCCAUGCUGCUCAGACAUCACGAGUCGAUGCAGGAGCUGGAGUUCAGACAUCUGGGAACCAUCCAGAAGAUGAGAGCGGAGCUUAUCAGGACACAGCACCAGACAGAACUGACCAAUCAGCUGGAGUACAACAAGAGGAGGGAGAGAGAGCUGAGACGCAAACACGUCAUGGAGGUCCGACAGCAGCCCAAGAGUUUAAAGUCUAAGGAGAUGCAGAUUAAGAAGCAGUUCCAGGACACAUGUAAGAUCCAGACGCGUCAGUACAAGGCCCUGAGGAACCACCUGUUGGAGAGCACUCCCAAGGCCGACCACAAGGCGGUGCUCAAGAGGCUGAAGGAGGAGCAGACCAGGAAACUGGCCAUCCUGGCCGAGCAGUAUGACCACUCUAUCAACAACAUGCUGUCCACACAGGCUCUGCGAUUGGACGAGGCCCAGGAAGGGGAGUGUCAGGUGCUGAGGAUGCAGCUGCAGCAGGAGUUGGAGUUGCUGAACGCCUAUCAGAGUAAGAUCAAGAUGCAGACAGAAGCCCAGCACGACAGAGAGAGGAAGGAUCUGGAGCAGAGAGUGUCGCUCCGCAGGGCUCUUCUGGAACACAAGAUUGAGGAGGAGAUGCUGUCUCUGCAGAAAGAGCGUGUGGAGCGUAUCAGGUCCCUGUUGGAGCGCCAGGCCAGAGAGAUAGAGGCCUUUGACUCAGAGUCCAUGAGACUAGGUUUCAGCAACAUGGUCCUGUCUAACCUGCAGGGCUCAGACACACAGGGCAGCCCAGGGGGGUGGGGAGGAGGGGGGUCCGGACUGUCUCAUCAUGGUCACAGCCACCACCAGGGGGGGUCCAGCUCCCAGCAGCCGUGGGGUCACCCUGUACUCGCUGGGGGCCCCCCUCCCUGGAGUCUGCACCAGCCCUCUGGAGGGGGGAGUCAGAGGGGGAGUGCGGGAGGGGCGGUGGGGGCCAGGAACAGCCCCCAGGCUAUAAGGAGGGCGUCGACGUCAGGAGGGGGGCGGAGCGAACAGGCUCUGAGCAUGAGCACCAGCAUCACCUCUCAGAUCUCCAACGGAUCACACCUGUCAUACACCUAGACACCUACACACACACCUGUCAUACACCUAGACACCUACACACACACCUGUCAUACACCUAGACACCUACACACACACCUGUCAUACACCUAGACACCUACACACACACCUGUCAUACAGCUAGACACCUACACACACACCUGUCAUACACCUAGACACCUACACACACACCUGUCAUACACCUAGACACCUACACACACACCUGUCAUACACCUAGACACCUACACACACACCUGUCAUACACCUAGACACCUAGACACACACCUGUCAUACACCUAGACACCUACACACACACCUGUCAUACACCUAGACACCUACACACACACCUGUCAUACACCUAGACACCUACACACACACCUGUCAUACACCUAGACACCUACACACACACCUGUCAUACACCUAGACACCUACACACACACCUGUCAUACACCUAGACACCUACACACACACCUGUCAUACACCUAGACACCUACACACACACCUGUCAUACACCUAGACACCUACACACACACCUGUCAUACACCUAGACACCUACACACACACCUGUCAUACACCUACACACACACACACACCUGUCAUACACCUAGACACCUACACACACACCUGUCAUACACCUACACACACACACACACCUGUCAUACACCUACACACACACACACACACCUGUCAUACACCUAGACACCUACACACACACACCUGUCAUACACCUGUCAUACACCUAGACACCUACACACACACACCUGUCAGACACCUACACACACCUGUCAUACACCUAGACACCUACACACACACCUGUCAUACACCUAGACACCUACACACACACACCUGUCAUACACCUAGACACCUACACACACACCUGUCAUACACCUACACACACACACACACCUGUCAUACACCUAGACACCUACACACACACACCUGUCAAACACCUGUCAUACACCUAGACACACACACACACACCUGUCAGACACCUACACACACCUGUCAUACACCUAGACACCUACACACACACCUGUCAUACACCUAGACACCUACACACACACCUGUCAUACACCUAGACACCUACACACACACCUGUCAUACACCUAGACACCUACACACACACCUGUCAUACACCUAGACACCUACACACACACCUGUCAUACACCUAGACACCUACACACACACCUGUCAUACACCUAGACACACACACACACCUGUCAUACACUUAGACACCUACACACACACCUGUCAUACACCUACACACACACACACACACCUGUCAUACACCUAGACACCUACACACACCUGUCAUACACCUAGACACCUACACACACACCUGUCAUACACCUAGACACCUACACACACACCUGUCAUACACCUAGACACCUACACACACACCUGUCAUACACCUACACACACACACACACCUGUCAUACACCUAGACACCUACACACACACACCUGUCAUACACCUAGACACCUACACACACACACCUGUCAUACACCUGUCAUACACCUAGACACACACACACACACCUGUCAGACACCUACACACACACCUGUCAUACACACACACACCUGUCAGACACCUACACACACACCUGUCAUACACCUAGACACCUACACACACACCUGUCAUACACCUAGACACCUACACACACACCUGUCAUACACCUAGACACCUACACACACACCUGUCAUACACCUAGACACCUACACAUACACCUGUCAUACACCUAGACACCUACACACACACCUGUCAUACACCUAGACACCUACACACACACACCUGUCAUACACCUAGACACCUACACACACACCUGUCAUACACCUAGACACCUACACGCACACCUGUCAUACACCUAGACACCUACACGCACACCUGUCAUACACCUAGACACCUACACGCACACCUGUCAUACACCUACACACACACACACACCUGUCAUACACCUAGACACCUACACACACACACCUGUCAUACACCUGUCAUACACCUAGACACACACACACACCUGUCAUACACCUAGACACCUACACACACACACCUGUCAUACACCUGUCAUACACCUACACACACACACACACCUGUCAUACACCUAGACACCUACACACACACCUGUCAGACACCUACACACACCUGUCAUACACCUAGACACCUACACACACACCUGUCAUACACCUAGACACCUACACACACACACCUGUCAUACACCUAGACACCUACACACACACACCUGUCAUACACCUAGACACCUACACACACACACCUGUCAUACACCUAGACACCUACACACACACACCUGUCAUACACCUACACACACCUGUCAUACACCUAGACACCUACACACACACCUGUCAUACACCUAGACACCUACACACACCUGUCAUACACCUAGACACCUACACACACACCUGUCAUACACCUAGACACACACACACACACCUGUCAGACACCUACACACACCUGUCAUACACCUAGACACCUACACACACACCUGUCAUACACCUAGACACCUACACGCACACCUGUCAUACACCUAGACACCUACACACACACCUGUCAUACACCUAGACACCUACACACACACCUGUCAUACACCUAGACACCUACACACACACCUGUCAUACACCUAGACACCUACACACACACCUGUCAUACACCUACACACACACACACACCUGUCAUACACCUAGACACCUACACACACACCUGUCAUACACCUAGACACCUACACACACACCUGUCAUACACCUAGACACCUACACACACACCUGUCAUACACCUAGACACACACACACACACCUGUCAUACACCUAGACACCUACACACACACACCUGUCAUACACCUAGACACCUACACACACACCUGUCAUACACCUAGACACCUACACACACACCUGUCAUACACCUAGACACCUACACACACACCUGUCAUACACCUAGACACCUACACACACACCUGUCAUACACCUAGACACCUACACACACACCUGUCAUACACCUAGACACCUACACACACACCUGUCAUACACCUAGACACACACACACACACCUGUCAUACACCUAGACACCUACACACACACACCUGUCAUACACCUGUCAUACACCUAGACACACACACCUGUCAUACACCUAGACACACACACACCUGUCAUACACCUAGACACACACACACCUGUCAUACACCUAGACACACACACACCUGUCAUACACCUAGACCACAGGUGUCAAACUCAUUCCACGGGGGGGCCGAGUGUCUGCGGGUUUUCGCUCCUCCCUUGUACUUGAUUGAUGAAUUAACAUCACUAAUUAGUUAGGAACUCCCCACACCUGGUUGUUUAGGGCUUUAUUGAAAGGAAAAACCAAAAACCUGCAGACACUAGGCCCUCCGUGGAAUGAGUUUGACACCCCUGACCUAGACACACACACACCUGUCAUAUACCUAGACACCUACACACACACACCUGUCAUAUACCUAGACACCUACACACACACACCUGUCAUACACCUACACACACACCUGUCAUACACCGAGACACACACACACACACACACACACACACACACACACACACACACACACACACACACACACACACACACACACACACACACACACACACACACACACACACACACACACACCUGUCAUACACCUAGACACACACACCUAAACCACAGACACACACCUAGACAAACACACACACACACACACACACACACCUAAACACAGACACACACCUGUCAUACACCUAAACACACACACACCUAGACAGCGUUUAGAGGGUUGGGUCAGUAACCGAAAGGUCUCUAGUUUAAAUCCCCAAGCCGACAAGUUGGUGUUGCUGUCUGAUGAAAACCUUGUAACUCCAUUUUAUCCCAAAACAUUUGUAUUGAAUGCAGUAACUUCUCUCAAUAUUUCAUGACUUUACGACUAAGAACAUAUGUUUAAAAUAGCUCCUGAAGUUUGGUAAUUAUAUGUUCGUUAAAAAUAUAUAUAUAUUUUUUUUGUCCAUUUCUUGAAGUGUCUGUUUUGGAGAUGGACCUACGGCGUUCUCAUCAGACAGCGAUGAUACGUGUGUGUGUGUGUGUGUAUACACAUCUGAGAGUCACAAACACCCACAGCUGGAGUGUAACACACUUAACUAAAAACACUUGUCAUACACCUGACCGAACGCACGUGCACACACACACACGCACAUCACACAGCCAUGCAUAUACAGGUAUCAUACACAGUGAAUACAGUACACUAGGUUGGGAGUCAUAGGGGAAACCAAUAUCUCUUACUGCUUGUGUGUAUGUGUGUAUGGCUGUGGGUACGUAGACCCACAAGGCACUGUGGCCCCUCAUGAUGAGUUCCGCUUUCUUUCUUUCUUUUUUGUGGCCCCCCCCACCCCAUUAAAGUUGCCCAUCCUUGGUAUCGACUGACAGGAGACUGUGCUAGAAGGUACUGGUAGCUGUGCCAUAGUCUAAUAGUGGCGAACCACGUCUGCUCUUGUCAUGCUGUUUGACGUAGACAUCCACACACACACUUAGUCACUUUUUUUUUUUUUUUAAGCACUUUACGUUUGGCAAUCCUUUACUUGAUUAGUCUUUAUGCAGUAUGUCACAAACCUGAAACGUCAGGAUGCUUAUAAACUGGUUAUAAUAAGUUGUGUUCGCCACUGUUUUCAGACCGUGACGGAUGCAUUUACAUUUUAGCAGGGGAGUUGUUCCGUAUGCUAGUUUGGAACAUUGCAGAAAACUUUGCUAGGGUUUUAAUCAGUCACGUCCCUGUCAGUCUCUGGUUUGGACGGCCAUUUUGAUCCAAUGACAACAGCACUUUGCCAUGAUCAUGUGACUUCACAGGGAUGCUGGCACUUACUGUACAAACAGACGUAAACACUUCAUGAUAGUGGAUCUCACAUGAUCCAUAUUCACCAUUUCUAUUCUCUUUUCUCGCUCUCCUUCACCUUUUUAUCUCCAUCCUUCAAAUAUCCCCCCCCCCCCUCCUGACCCCCCCACCUAUGGGGCAUGGUGUAUGUGAACAGAGUGAUACAAGAGGGUGCGGUUAUAGAACUGGUAAAGGAAGUUGAGGUCAAGUCAUAGAGAAAUUUAAGGGAAGAUGGGUGGAAGUGAGGAUCUUUGGGGUUACUGAAAUAGAAGAUACCUUUCAGUGUGGGUUUUACAGAAUGUUCCAAGGAGAGUUCUAGAAUGGUGGAGGUUGUCUGGGGGUAAACAUACUAUACACUACAGUAUGCCAUACAGACUUUAGUACAGAACAGGUGUAGUACACUACAGUAUGCCAUACAGACUUUAGUACAGAACAGUACAGGUGUAGUACACUACAGUAUGCCAUACAGACUUUAGUACAGAACAGGUAUAGUACACUACAGUAUGCCAUACAGACUUUAGUACAGAACAGUACAGGUGUAGUACACUACAGUAUGCCAUACAGACUUUAGUACAGAACAGGUAUAGUACACUACAGUAUGCCAUACAGACUUUAGUACAGAACAGUACAGGUGUAGUACACUACAGUAUGCCAUACAGACUUUAGUACAGAACAGGUAUAGUACACUACAGUAUGCCAUACAGACUUUAGUACAGAACAGGUGUAGUACACUACAGUAUGCCAUACAGACUUUAGUACAGUACAGGUGUAGUACACUACAGUAUGCCAUGCAGACUUUAGUACAGUACAGUACAGGUGUAGUACACUACAGUAUGCCAUGCAGACUUUAGUACAGUACAGUACAGGUGUAGUACACUACAGUAUGCCAUACAGACUUUAGUACAGAACAGUUCAGGUGUUGGUUUAUGACUGCUGAAUGUCCUUUUGGGUGGGUGGUGAUGCUGCUGUUGCUCCUGCACCGCCCCCUGUCAUUACCCCCCUACCGGACCACCGUCCGACCCCCUCCUCAAAUAGACAGACAGACCCUCUCUAUAUAUAUAAAUAUAUAUAUAUAUAUAUAUAAGGUGGGGGGAGGUGUGGUAAAAUAAUAUAUAUAUAAAUUGUUGAUUUAACAGCAUUUUCAUGUGGGAUGUAUAGGUAAUGUGUUAAUAUUGUACAUUUUUAGAAUUGAAAGAAAUCGACAUUCAAAAACAAAUCCAAGUCGAGACCAAUUAACUGCUUGUAUUGUGAAGACACAAAUCGCUGUGAUAACUGACAUGGUCUCUAACGAUGCAUUGAAACAAGGAAAUUAAUGAAAACAUAUGAUCAACAACACCUUGUACAUACACAACAACGUGUGGUCCUGGAGUAGUGUUAUUAGAUUUCAUUGGGGUUCUAUUGAGUUCCGUUGGAUCCCAUUGAAUUCUGUUGGAUUCUAUUGUCUCUACUAGUUCGGACUCGCCACUGACCUGUGAACUAUUCUCCAUCUUCUCUUGUCCACUCAUUCUUUCUGCAAAGAACCUUCAGGUCUCUCCCCAAACUGAGGAGGAUGUGCUGUACUCCUCUUCCUUUAAAUGGUUUUAAUUUACUGUUUGGGUUUUUAUUUCUCUUAUCGAGAGAAAUGGUUUUUUUUUUUAUCUACAUCAAUUGAUGUAAUUCAGUUGGUCAGAUUAUGAUGCCAUCUAGAUUAUACUCUAAAUGGUCAGAUUAAAAUAAGAGAUCCACUCUGGUUCAUCCUUGGAGAGGCGGGAUCUCUGAUCAGUAUUCCUUCUGAUCAUUAGAGUUACAGGAACCAUUCCCACGCCAUGCAAUCUUUAUUGAACUGUAUAGGUUGUGCAAAAAAUAUGAAUGUCUUACAUAAAAGAAUAUAUACAAUUAUAGAAAAAGUGAUUUUAAAAUGUUUAAAAGAAAUUGAGAAAGAAUGUUUUAGGAGACAAAUGUAAUAUUUUGUUUGUAAUUACUUAUUUUGUUUGGCAGAGGGCUACUGAACAAAGAUUCCACUGUAUUAAAGUAAUUUGAGUA